UCUUUCCUUGGCAAUGAGUUCAAUUACAGAUCACCAAAUCAGUCUUCAUAGUGGUUGAUCACUGGCUUUCAGUGCAUCUGCGGUUCUAUUAUUUAGUUCUUACAUGCUACAAGCAUGGAUUCCACGCCAGAGGUUAGACUGGUUUCAGCACUGGAGGAAGCUCCUUCCAAGGAAGAGAGAACCCUGCCUGCAAGGCAUCAAGGACAGCAACCAAAGAAAUCACACCACCCAACCACUGCGGGGCAGAAGCGGAUGGGCCUCUUCAGAAACAUUGCCAGCAUCCAGUGCAAGUCGUUUCUUUGCUCUGCUCUUCACUACUAUUCUACCAACACUGCACUGCUGGAGCAGCCAGCCUCCACUUGCUGUCGUGAUGAUGGGUGUGACCAGAGCUUGGAGAAAUGGCGCACCAUGCUUGCUGGUGAGAUUAUGGCCAACUUUCAAGCUCAACGAAAAAUUCAGCAAACCCCCAAGCAACCAAGUUCAAGAAAAGUGAAACCAGUUGUCCAAGUUGUUCAUGGCGGUAAGGCAUCAGGCAAAACCAGGGUUGCUCAGCAGCUUGUGCACGAGGACAGUUGCCGGGAUCUACCCAGGUACUCUCGUGUACUGUGGAUACGCGCCUCGUCGCGACAUCACCUCACUCGCUCCUGGAGAAACCUAGCGAUCUCCUUGGGACUGCUGCCAAGAGCCUCUCAAUACCCACUUGCCUUCUUGGGUCCUCUGCUGAAUGGAACGUUGAAACUGACUAGCACACGGUGGUUGCUCGUUCUUACUGGCUUGGAACAUGUGUCAUUACUUGCUCAAUCGCAGUACAAUCUACCCGUGAGAGGAUGCCACUGUGAUGUGCUCAUCCUCACCACCGAUUUCUCCGCCGAUCUAUCUCCAAUAGGCAGGGACUUCCACACAAUAGAUGGGCCAACAGUGAAGCAACUGCCACCUGAGCAAGCCCAUGCCGUCAUCACCCACAACUUCCCGUUGCACAAGCACAAGGCCAGAGUGACUGCAACAGGCAUGCCUGUACAUGUAUCUGCUGCUCGCCCACCCCCAGUCGAGGACCCAGGUGACCACGACAGGGCCUGCGUGCAAGAAGACCAUCGAGCCGCGUUGCAUGACAUCAUGUGUCUGACACAGGGACACCCCCUGUGCUUGGCCAUGCUGACUCGAUGCGUGACGGUGGCACCAGCCAUGGGUGUGGACAUGGCCGGGCUCAUGAGGAAGCAUGCAGACGCUAUCGACACACCCGUGCAAGAGCAAGCCUCCUGCGUCAGCGGUAGAAUCACGGACAGUUCUGCAUCUGACCGAUUGCCACUUGCUGCCAUAAUUGGCUUAGUACUGAAGUGCUUGACACCUGCUGCCAUGGAUCUGCUGGUGCUGGCUGCAGCCUUGGGAGGCAACCAGGUGCCCCUCCUUCUCAUUCUACUGCAGCCAUUGGAGACCCUGCCCAGGCAUCUUCAGAAUGCGCUGGGCACAAGCUGGCACGAUGUACUGAAUGCCCGAGGCAUGCCUAGCAACCAGCGCAGCAUCAAGCAGCUCGGCCAGUGCUCUCGGAGGCUUCUAGACCUGGUCCAUGAGCUGGAAGCAAUGCACACGGCAACACUGCACACAGGACUUCAGCAACAGGAUGCUGAAACACCGGAACUCACCGCUGUUUCCGUGCAAGCAACUGUCCGGUAUGCUGUGCUGGAGCACUUCCAAGGCAGCGACUCAUGCCUUCCGUCCUUCCUGACCUUGGCCAUGGACAUUCUCCUAAAGGCAGAUAGCCAAUGCUGCAUAUCAUCACGGCUAGAUGUGCUUCUGCCGCUCAGCAUGACAUUCCUGGAGGUGCCUGAUUUGAACCGGGCUCAUGCGUCUAGCUUUGUGCAGAGCGGCAAUCCAACUGGCCUGCUACAAAUGCUGCCAAGAGAGGCAAGGCACUCCCUGGGCAUGCUGGCUAACCAAUGCAUGUUGCUGUUUGCAAGCUACCCGCAACUCAUGGAACAGGAGCAGAAGCUGACAAGCCUGCUCUAUAUACUUGACUUGCUGCAAGGUGAUGCCAGCCCACAAGCCGAACAGGCAAGGAACCUGCUGGAAAAACGAUGCCGCGUGGUCUUGAACAAACAACCACGUAGCACCAGAGCCCAGCAUGCGGACAAACUUCUUCGACAACUUCCAAAGAAAAUAGCUGUCACCGUGUUCCCACCCCUCUUGCAAUUCGGCGCCCACUACACAGCACAACGCUUCCAAGUUCACACAAGUAGCUCCGCCGGCAUGCGUCAUAGACCAAUGGAUGCCGCCGCUGCUCUCUGCAUCAAUCCAUCCGCAUUCGAACCAUGGUUGGCUAGCAUUGCUGGGCUGUUCAGCAAAAAGAAGCUUGAACGACUGCGUUUACUUUUCCAGGAUAUAAUUGCUGGCUUUCUCCUACUGCUGGAGCUGUUACCAAAGAGAAUCACAGCCUUGCAACAGGGAAGGACACCGACCAAAGCCAGGGAGCUUAGUGAGUUCCAGAAGCGAUUUGACCCCAUGUGUAACGAGAUAAUGGACUUACUCCAACAUGCCGUGUGCAAAUCGGCAGGAUUCAAAGACAUACCACUGCCGAGCAGAUCGACGAAGACAGCAGCAGCAGCUGCUGACAAAUGGGAGCCAAUGGUCACAUGGCAAGAAAGCAGAAGCGCAAGCACGUUCACAAGUAGACCCACUCCUAAAGGGCGCAGAGGUCUGAACCGGCGCACUGCCAGUGGUCUGCCAAUAGCACAGAAGCUGGCACGGUUUGCCCACGACUGCUGCGCACGGACCGGCGCUCACGAGAUACAAACAGCGGUUGCUACUCUCCUGGGUCUACAUGCGCUGGCUUUGCUGGUUGGUGGAGACCACGCCGGUGUGAUGCGGGAAACGGAGCGAUCGCUCUGCGUCAACAGGUUUUCCCGCGACGACAAUUCACAGACGAUUCAAACCGGUCUCUUCAUGCUAUCCCUGUUGAAAACAACCUCCUGCAUCGGAGCAGAACAUCCACCGCUCACCUUGUGUGAUGCGCUUGAUUGAGGCAUGUCCUCUCCGACUCUUCUUCAAGUGGUUCACGGACUUGUCUUCUGUCUUACUUGUAAACGCAUAUGCUGCAACUGUGUGCAAAUAGGAGUUGGCUCAUGCCACAGUGAAGUCCAAACGUCACACCAUAUUGAUUUGACUUUGGCUGUAAAUACUGGAGACCAGUCAUUGGCGAUCAAGUACGCCUUUGCUGACUGCUCAUAUCAGAAUAGCACACGCUCGUUUUGUUUUGUUUUUAUCUAAUAGUGCAGAUAGCAAUCUGGAGCUGAUGCAAAAAGUAAAGUUUGUUCUUUUUGUUUCCUUUGUUUUUAACGAUCAUGUGAUAUUGCUGCCACAGCAUGUACUCCGAACACAAGCAAGAACAUUCAAGCAAAUUGGCACUGAGCUCGUACACAGAAGUGACUACCGUAUUUCACCAAAUAUAAAUCGCACCCUUUUACACUAACAUUCAAGGGUAAAAAUUUAAAAAAAGGGGGUGCGACCUACAAUCAAGCGUGACUUACUACUGAAGUCAAUAUAAUAUUAUAUUGACUUCAGUAAAUAAUAUCAAAUCAUUAUCGCCUUCUUAGUAUUUGACCCCACUAAUUUCCCUGAUACCUAAGCGGUCAAAUAUAUCGCGUAUUUGACUGCUUAGUCAAAUACGCGAUAUAUUUGACUACUUAUAUUUGACUCCUUAGAACUUCUUGGACUUAGAAAUUUUCUCUCCAACUUAGAAAAAGAAAUUUUUGAAGAAAGCAGAAAUACACAAGAUGGGAUUAGAACCCACAACCUUGUGAAUCUCAGUCACUCUUCCUUACCACCCAGCCACUGUGCUACCGAUGCUGAAUCUAGUUUAAACAA
Messenger RNA from Sycon ciliatum, 3858 nucleotides. RefSeq lists its product as uncharacterized. Lineage: Eukaryota; Metazoa; Porifera; Calcarea; Leucosolenida; Sycettidae. The transcript is spliced from 3 exons. Bases 115 to 3015 code for a protein of 966 amino acids. The record is from RefSeq and is a predicted model, not a curated record.